UUUGCUCUGCAGGCAGGUGGGAACCAGUUCUGACAGUCCCAGGAGCUGGGCAACGCUCAGUUCUACCAGAGGAUGCUGGUCAGGGAGUGGGCCAGGCUUUGGCCCAGUCGGGUUUCCACCAGAACCCAUGGAGACCAAAGGCUGCCCCGUUACAUCGUUGGAGGCAGAGUUUGGGGCCGUGCAGCAGCCACCCUAAAAACUUGGGGAGCGCCGCCAGCCUCCGUCGGUGAGGCCGCCUCAGGGCCGCCCCUGCUCCGGACGGCGGCUGGUCCGAACCGUCGGUCCUUAACAGUCGCCCGGGGCGGUGAAAGGUUUGUGUGGGGGGCAAGAUGUGAGCCCAGCCCUCAGCGACCGCCCGGAGCGCCGGGCUCCCACACGCGGCGGCCGCCCGCUCGGUCACAUGGAGUUGCCAUUUCCUCUGCCCUUGCUUUGCCCUUAAGGAGGUUGUGCUGCCGGUGGUGCCCGCGCCUCGCUCCUCACGGGCGGCUGCGGAGGGGCGCCCUGUCCCCGUUUCCCCCCCUCCUCCAUCGCCACACACAGAGCGCCCAGCCCGGGGGAGACGCAGGGGUGGCUGCGGCGGGAUAAAGGGCAAGGGGUGGCCGGCUACCCAGCUAAAAACAACCCUCUCCUCAUAAAGCGAUGGGGCCUGGGCCGCGCCGCCGCGCUCCCCGAGCCCUAUAAAUAGGCUUCUUGCGCUGCCCGCGGGCUUUGGCCGGUGCGGCUCUGCAGGCGGCGCGGUGCAGCGGAGCGGAGAAAGCGCAGAGGGACCGCCGCCACCGCCGCCAGGAGAGCCUCGAUCCCCGCACCCCGCCACCCCAGCAAGAUGCCCCGGGUAGACGCAGACCUCAAACUGGACUUUAAAGAUGUCCUGCUCAGACCUAAAAGAAGCAGCCUCAAAAGCCGAUCAGAGGUCGACCUUACACGGACCUUCACCUUCCGCAACUCCAAACAGACAUACACAGGAAUUCCCAUUAUAGUGGCAAACAUGGACACUGUGGGGACAUUUGAAAUGGCCGUGGUUAUGGCAAAACAUGCAAUGUUCACUGCAAUUCACAAGCAUUAUUCUUUGGAAGAAUGGAAACUGUUUGCUGCCAAUCACCCAGAAUGCCUUGAGCAUGUAGCAGCAAGCUCAGGUAGCGGAAAAGCUGAUUUGGACAAGUUAACAAGUAUUCUGGAGGCCAUUCCACCUAUCAGAUACAUUUGCCUGGAUGUGGCAAAUGGCUAUUCAGAGCAUUUUGUGGAGUUUGUGAAGUCUGUCCGUGCCCUGUUCCCACAUCACACCAUUAUGGCAGGCAAUGUGGUGACAGGAGAGAUGGUAGAAGAACUUAUUCUUUCUGGAGCAGAUAUUAUUAAAGUGGGUAUUGGACCAGGUUCUGUGUGUACCACUCGGAUUAAGACAGGGGUGGGCUAUCCACAGCUAAGUGCUGUUAUUGAGUGUGCUGACUCGGCACAUGGCUUGAAAGGACAUAUCAUCUCUGAUGGAGGAUGCAGCUGCCCAGGAGAUGUCGCCAAAGCGUUUGGAGCCGGUGCUGAUUUUGUCAUGCUUGGAGGAAUGUUUGCAGGCCAUGAUCAGUGUGCUGGAGAGAUUAUAGAAAAGAAUGGCAAGAAGGUGAAACUCUUCUAUGGAAUGAGCUCUGAUACAGCCAUGAAGAAGCAUUCAGGAGGGGUUGCUGAAUACAGAGCUUCUGAGGGCAGAACUGUGGAGGUACCAUACCGAGGGGAUGUGGAACUCACCAUCCUGGACAUCCUUGGGGGGCUGCGCUCCACCUGCACCUACGUGGGAGCUGCCAAGCUGAAGGAACUGAGCAGGAGAACGACGUUUAUCAGAGUCACCCAGCAGCACAGCCAGGUCUUCUCUUAGCCCCGGACUGGGGAACUGGAGAGAGAGUGGUGGUGGGGAGGAGCAGGAAGGGCUGCUGUUUUGUUUUGCUUUCUCUUCCUUGUUGUGUUAGUGGCAAACUCUCUCUCAGAAUGGCAGUGUCAUAGCCAUUGGAGGGGCUAUGGCUGGGAUUUGGAAGGGGAAGGUUAUGCUGUUAAGACAGUGCCAUUGUUUCUAAAUGCAAUAGCCUCAUCUUUUGUUGUGGUGCCUAUUUUAUUUUUUAGUCAGCAUUUCUUCACCUGUUUUUUCCCCCUUCUGAUAAAUGGCUGUUGAAACCUCAGUUAACAAGGAAUUGGCUUGUACAGACAUGGCUAGUAGAUCUGCAUACAUACACAUUCCCUUUUUUAAGACUGACCUGUCACCUACCACCACUUGUGGCAGUGCACCCUCCAGAAAUUACAGACUGGGAGAGAAAAAGACGCAAGGAAUUGAGUGGAGAAACCAAAAAUCCAAUUUUCCUUAUCUUUGUUGUGGUGAAAGAAGGGCUGUUUGUGGCAUUGCUGCCAGCCUGCAGAAUUUCAGAGGUGGAUCAGGCUUGACUGCUGGGGACUUCUUACUGUGAUGAUAAACAUGCCAGAUCUGUCACGGCCAGUUCACAGGGCUGGUACUGUCACUUUUACCUAAAUCUCCCUAUUCAAUGGACUUGCCUCUCCAGAGAAGCUGGCAGUGAAUGCAGCUAACCUGUACUGUCUUCUCUGACCCCAUCUGUGGAGAUGGUUCAGGAGAAAACCUCUCAGAGCUUGCCUGCUUUUUCAUGCAUGCAGCCAUUGAAUUACCUGGGUUCUUGCUUUUAUCUGCUCUCUGUGAACAGAUUUUUAAGACGUUGAAACUCAGCAACGUCAACCUCACCGGGGCGAGGGGGUGUGUGUGUUCUGUAGCCCUCACUGUUCCGUUGCCUAUUCAUAGCCAUUUAGCAAAGAUACAUAAAUGCUGUGCUGUGCAUUGUGUGUGGCCAGGUGAAUGCGGCCAGAGGGAUCAGAUUCACUUUGGUUAUUUGGUACCAGUCCUUUGCAGUGCUUGACACCAUGAAAAGCAAAAGAGCUUUUGGCAGAAUAGCCUGACACUGAUAGGCUGAGCUGAAGUUAAAGCAUUUGCUCUGAAGGCAGUAAUGAAUGCUUAAGGUAACACUUCAAUAAAGUGUAAUGGCCCACUAAUUAAUAGAUAAAUCACAAUGAAAUUUCUUUGGAAAUACACAUUGCAUCCACAUGAGUACUGUAGAAGCUCAUUAUGAUAAAUGAUGUGAAAGUGAGCACCAAUGAAUUAAUAAUGCUUGGCCACUUACUUUAAAGUGCUGCUGAGAUCAUAAUAGAGCUAAUGUUACUUCAGUACUGCAGAAUCUUCUUUCCCCUCCUAUAGACAUCUGUGGGAAGAGGCAGGCUUCCUUUGAAAAGCAAAAGAGUGAUCUGCAGGAAGAGGAACAGCAAAAAGAAACUCUAGAAUUAAACUCAUCUGCUGGACAUCUCAAAAAGCCACGCACAAGGACUGGUACAAUUGACCAUGCUGAGGAGCAAAUCUAGGCCACAAGCUGAUCCCUGGUGAUUUUAGAGUGUGUUGUCCACAUUAGAAAAAGCACAGAACAUCUUCUAAAUAGCCUGGUAUUUUAAAUAUCUUCCAUCUAACAUGCAGGACAUAAGUGUGGUAUGACCCCUUCCUGGGCUUUGGAUGUGGAUAAGGGCCUUAGUAUAAAGCACAGAUUUAUGCUUGUGCUGGCUUUAAGGACCCUUUCUCCUGCCCACAUAUCAUAAAGGAACCUGAAGGCAGAAGAGAAGAAGGCCCUGUGAAUAAAGGACCUGAUCGCUAUUCUCUCCUGCCUGAAAAUACCAAGUUAGGAAGAUACCAGGUUUGUUUACCACAAACCCUACCGUGUGCUACAUACUGCUCUCACCUGCAUUAAGCCCAGAGGACAGGCAGUAUUAACACUGCAUCAGUACAGCUGCAGGAGGUCACCUUUCCUUUGUUUAAUGUGAUAUGAAGGGUAGGGUGAACACCUCCGUCAGCAGUGGGGUUAGACCAUUGUGGUGCAGGCCUGACCACAGGUGUGUUUCCACGCUCGUGCCUUCAUAUGUGGGAAGAGCCGCAGUCUGCUGUCUUCCGCCUACUCUGGCUAGCGCUUUUCUACUUUUUUUUAGCUACAUUUCUAAACAAGAGUUUAAGGGAUGCAUAUAAAAAUAUAUAUUUGUAAACAUUUUUUAAAACCUCCAUACGCACAUUGAAUGGAGCAGCUUCGUGACAGGUCUUUGGAGCCAUUUCUUUUCCAAAGGGCAGGCACUGGGGCAUGGGGAGACUGCCUCUCUGCAGGUGCGGCAGGCGUGGAGCCUCCCACGCAGGCAGGUUGUACAUGUACAUGCAGCUCUUCCUGGGGCCACUUCUGCACCCACCUGCCUUCCCCUUUCACACAUACCUCUGACUGACCAGGGACUGUAGGGAGGGAUGGGGAUAGGCUCCACUGAAGUUGUCCCCUGAAUUCUCCAGGCUGUGAAUGACAUUGAUGCUAAGGAUAGUUACUGGUAAAGCUUUGACCUGGGUUAUUUGGUUUUCUGAAUAGCAGCUCUUCCCAUCAUUUUGAUAAGCAGCAUGUUUUCUUUCCAUUUCAUUUUCUCCUUCUCACUCCAAAGUGAGUGAGGGGUAGAGAGUGGCUGCAGAAGGGCUGACGUGGUGGCAUGUCUGCAUCUCACCGAAGGUUAUAUGCAAGUUUUGUUCAGGGAUAACCCUCAACCGUGUCAGUGCUCACCACUGACACUGUACAUGUCAGCUCUCAGGCUGGAAAACUGAAAAAAAGAAAAGCCUGAGCCCUCCUUUAACAUCCAGUCCUGUGCUGUAGCAGUUGUCCUUCAUUUAGCCCCAGGUCCUGUGCCCUACUCAAGCCUGGUGUGGCUCUCACAGGAGCUGGGGCAGUGGGGGAGCUGAGGGCAUGCUGCGCCCGGCAGGGUGGUUUGAGAAGAGACCGCAACCACUGACAAACACCACGUGCCAUUUGUGGAUCUACCUCACCUGCACAUUUAACUGGGUUCUGUGUUACUUGGUGUCCUUCUGUGGUAAAUGACAUUUGUAAGCGUUUAGUGUUAAGUGAUUCCCUACCCCGCCCCAACCCCAUCAUGUCUAGAGGAAUGCUGUGAGCGGGAUAACCUGCUGCUUGCAUGAUGUAGCCCAAGGUCAUGCCAGCUUUCCCCAGCCAGGCACUUGCUGAGCACCCUAGAGCUGUGUUAAGGUUUGGCCCACUGGCUCCACAGUGAUUUAGUUUAACAUGCCGAAGACCUACAAGUGGGGAUGCUGAAAAGGGCUAAUGUCAUUAAAGCAAUCUGUGCUGAGCGUGUCCAUCUCCGGCUUCUUGAAACCUAAGGACACCCAAACCAGCCCUCCUGCUCACAGCCAUAUUCUGGACUCUCCCUGCUGCAGGGUGUUUGUCCGGGAGGGCUGACUGGCUCUCCUGCCCAUGCAGCCUGACUUACCUGGGUGCUCCCCUUCACAGGCAGGAAGGUCUUGGCAUGGCAGCAGCCUGGCUCACACCCCAGUGCCUGUGUGGUGGCUGCGAGGAGCGCGUGUGUAGGCCUCCUUGUGGGCCUGAGGCUAGCCUGUUGGAGGAGUAGGCCUUGGGCCAGCACCCUGCCAGCUGCAAACCGAGCCUCCCAGGUCUCCUUUCUCUGAAAGAAACAAGUGCAGGGACCAGGGGGUCUGGGCCUCUCCCUUCUCCCCCAUGAGGCAGGGGCUUUGGCUGUGCUCUUCUCUGCAGCUGCCUUCUCACCUUAGGACAUGGUGGGGCUGAAUGUGGGUUGGGGCCACCCUGUAAGUAAGAAGAGUUGAGUUUUAAGUAGGAGCAGGAGGAGCUGCUGCUCACAUUUGGAGGAGCUUAUCUCAGACAAAGUGUGCCUGUAUCUUCCCUUCAGCUAGUAAAAGCAGGGGGAGAAAGGAGGAGUGUGUGCAAGAAACACAGCAGCAAUUAGCCAAGCCCCACUGUGUUGGGCCAGGGGCUGGGGUUUUCUGGUCAGGGAGAUAAUGAGAGUUUGAAGCGUUUCCUGAACCAAGCACUCCCUGGUUUGUGCCGAUUGAGUUACCCAUCUUGAACAGACUUCCUUCAGCUUUCUGCCAGCGUUAGUGCAGUGUCUGUCCAUCACCACCUCCCACCCUGCCACCUGGGGAUGUUGCGUUUUAGUUGCUAAUGCCAUUUUUGUACCAAAAGGUCUUUGUUGGAGCCAGGAGGGCUUUUGCAACCAGCACCAGGUUUGGCCUUGCUUCUGCAGAAGAGAGAAAAACAAAAAGCUCAGGCCCAGGGACAGCCAUUUGCCUUCUGCAGCAGCCAGAGCCAGCAGUGGGAGCAGGCCAGGCCCUUCUCUGCAGCUUGGAGCCGCAUGUCUGUGUCCAGGCUGCAUGCAGGCACAGCUCUGCGCCCUUCAGCACAGCAUGGGCCAUCCUGCUGCAGCCUUUGCUUUGCUUGUGCUCAUUCAGGUGCUUAAGCAAGCCCUCCCCAGCAUUUACUUGAUAACAGUGUUUACUGGUUGAAGUUUUCAUACAUAAAUAAACAGUUCAGAGUCCCAAACCCCUUGGUGUUGCCUGUGAUGACUGUGAAGUACUUGCAUGUAAUCGGUCAAAAAGAGCUGACAAGUAUUCAGUGUUCUCCUGCCCCACUUGGCCCUGCUGAGGUGGUGAUGGUGGGCGCUGCUGACCCUCACCGGGAGCAACCGCGCGUGGCAAUGUCCCUGAAAGUGUUCGUAAGUUGUAAGUGGAAAGUUUUUGUUACACAAUAAAGAGCUUCUCUCUAAGGGUCUGGAAAGGGUUUUAUGCCCGUGAAUGGCUACGUCUCUGUUUCUGCAUCACUGCGAAUAAAAGCAAAUGCAACGCUCUCAAAUGCAUCUGAGAGCAUUUGUGCUCUCAACCCUGGGGUUAGAACUAGGUGAUCUUUAAGGUCCCUUCCAACCCGAACCAUUCUGUGGCUGUAUGAAAUGGGUUGCUGGGAGGUGGGGAUUAAACUGGGGAAAUAACGUCCCUAGGAAAGCUCUCCCAUUCAGUCGGAAGCGAUAAAGACAGAACAUGUGCUUGCAAUUGGCACUGUUAUUUUAUUAGUACGAGUAUACUGAAACAAUAAACUUGUACUGGUAUACAGACAAUUUCUUUAAAACAAUUUUGUUCAAAUUUUGAAUCAAACAUUGUUUUAUUAUAAUAAUGAAAUAAUUUCUACCUAGAAAACCUGCAAGCACCAUCAAAGAAAGGGACCAUAAAAUUCAAUAAACAGACGCGAGUGUAUCCUACAAAUAGACACACCACCAUUAGAAAAUAGAAUAUGAAUUCUUCCAUUUUUUUUUAAUAUUUGUUUUAAAAAAGCUAGUGCAAGUACAAUAUUUUACACUGGAAUUACAGAGAGUAUGCACGCAUAUGGAAAAAAGUUCUCCUGUCACAAUAAAAGCUCUUAACUAUGUCUGUAUGCACUUAAAAUCUUCUCCUCUUUUCAAUAAGGUGCAAAACGUUAUUCCCUCCCUAUUUCUCCUUUGUACUGGCCAUGUCAGCUCAACUUCUCCCCAACACAAAGCUGCGAUAUCCCUUUUUCUGGGCCUACCCUAGGAACUACACUGGAAGUGGGAUUUGCAAGAACCCUCAUUAGUAAUACCAGACAAUUUAAUUAAAAAAAAGAAAAGGAAAAAAAAAAAGA
Messenger RNA from Pezoporus occidentalis (night parrot), 7520 nucleotides. It is a transcript of the gene GMPR, whose product is annotated as guanosine monophosphate reductase. Lineage: Eukaryota; Metazoa; Chordata; Aves; Psittaciformes; Psittacidae. Gene Ontology annotation, biological process: nucleotide metabolic process. The record is from RefSeq and is a predicted model, not a curated record. The transcript has 9 exons. Gene Ontology annotation, cellular component: GMP reductase complex. The coding region runs from base 824 to 1861 and encodes 345 amino acids. Gene Ontology annotation, molecular function: GMP reductase activity.